UAAAUUUUCAUCCUUAUUUUUUCAAUGCACAAGUAAAAAAAAACAAAACCCUCUAACCCAUCUGCUUGUGGGUAAUGUAUUUGGAUUUCUAAUGAUGCCAUUGUUUAUUAGAAUCUGGCUUUUUAGGGAGCAAGUGGAUAAUCUCGAUUGGAAACCCUAGAUGGGACUGCAUUGUACAUUCAAUUUGACUUCAAUCAUAACAGACAGCUGUUCCAGCUCAAGAUCUGCUGCUUACAAGUUAUAAUUCACUAAACCUCAUGUGGGAAGGGAAACUACCGAAACCAAUAAAAUCUUUAUAUAGUCUUUGUGCACAUUUAAUUACCAUUUUUUUUUUUUGUUUCAAUUUGCUAGUUGUUACUAGUUAGCGUCCAUUCCUAGCCACCUUUUUAGGGUUUUAUUUUUGUUAUUGUUUUCUGAGAAUAAAAACCCGCAACGGCAUUCCCGCCAAUAACAGACUUGAAAACAAUGUCUUCACCCUCUAACUACUACUGUUCUUUGCUCAAGCUUUGCUGCGAAACUAGAAACCAAACGCAAGUGAAAAAAAUCCAUUGCCGUAUUGUCAAAACCCUAACUGACCCAGAAACAUUCCUGUUUAAUAAUCUUAUUAAUUCUUACAGCAAACUAGGUAACACAACUUAUGCACGCCAGUUGUUCGACAAUAUACCUCAACCAAACCUCUUUUCAUGGAACACCAUUCUCUCGGCUUAUUUAAAAUCUGGGAAGCUUUCAGAAAUGAGAAGUAUGUUUUAUACCAUGCCAUAUCGUGAUGGAGUUUCGUGGAAUUUACUUAUUUCAGGGUAUGCAAGUCAUGGUCUUGUUCAUGAAGCAGUUAAGGUCUAUAACUUGAUGUUGAAAGAUGGGCUUGAUAAUUUGAAUAGAAUUACAUUUUCAAUGAUGCUUAUACUGUCUUCGAGUAAAGGGUGUAUUGACCUGGGUAGACAAAUUCAUGGACAGAUUGUGAAACUUGGGUUUGAGUCAUAUGUUUUUGUUGGUAGUCCUUUGGUGGAUAUGUAUGCAAAAUUGGGGUUGGUUUAUGAUGCCAAACGGGUUUUUGAUGGGAUGACUGAGAGGAAUGUGGUUAUGCAUAAUACAAUGAUUACGGGGCUUUUGAGAUGUGGGUUGGUUGAGGAAUCAAAGAGGCUGUUUUGUUGUAUGGCCGAGAAAGACUCAAUUUCAUGGACAACAAUGAUUACAGGACUCAUCCAAAAUGGUUUGGAGAGAGAAGCUAUUGAUUUAUUUAAAGAGAUGAGAUCAGAAGGUUUGGCUAUGGAUCAGUUUACCUUUGGAAGUAUACUGACGGCAUGUGGAGGACUAUUGGCUUUGGAAGAAGGGAAGCAGAUUCAUGCUUAUAUAAUCAGGACUGAUUACAUGGAUAAUGUAUUUGUGGGAAGUGCUCUUGUUGACAUGUAUUGUAAGUGCAAGAACAUAAAAUCUGCAGCAUCUGUCUUCAAGAGAAUGGCUAGGAAAAAUGUUGUAUCUUGGACCGCAAUGCUGGUGGGAUAUGGACAGAAUGGGUACAGUGAAGAAGCUGUUAGGAUAUUUUGUGAAAUGCAGAGAAAUGGGAUUGAGCCAGAUGAUUUUACUCUUGGAAGUGUAAUAAGCUCUUGCGCCAAUCUGGCUAGCUUGGAAGAGGGUGCCCAGUUUCAUGGCAGAGCUCUGGUGUCUGGUUUGAUUUCCUUUGUGACAGUUUCCAAUGCACUUGUAACUUUGUAUGGUAAAUGUGGAAGUAUAGAAGAUUCUCAUCAGCUAUUCAACGAGAUGAAUACCAGGGAUGAAGUGUCUUGGACAGCAUUGGUUUCAGGGUAUGCGCAGUAUGGAAAGGCUGAUGAGACAAUUGAUUUGUUUGAAAAAAUGCUGGCCCACGGUUUCAAACCUGAUGGAGUUACUUUCAUUGGCGUUCUUUCAGCUUGCAGUAGAGCAGGACUGGUGGAGAAAGGACAUAGAUAUUUUGAUUCAAUGGUAGUAGAACAUGGAAUUACACCUAUUCAUGAUCACUACACUUGCAUGAUUGACCUUCUCAGCCGAGCUGGUAGGUUAGAAGAAGCAAAAAGUUUCAUUGAUAAAAUGCCUUUCCAUCCUGACACAAUUGGUUGGGCCACCUUACUUAGCUCAUGUAGAAUUCAUGGUAAUGUGGAAAUUGGGAAAUGGGCAGCAGAUUCUCUUCGGGAAUUGGAGCCUCAGAAUCCUGCAAGCUAUAUUUUGUUAUCAAGCAUCUAUGCUUCCAAAGGUAAAUGGGACCAUGUGUCCCAGAUGAGGAGAACAAUGAGAGAUAAGGGAGUGAGGAAGGAACCAGGAUGCAGUUGGAUCAAAUAUAAGAACAGAGUACAUAUUUUUUCAGCCCAUGAUCAAUCAAAUCCAUUUUCUAAUGAGAUAUUUGCUGAGCUGGAGAAACUAAACCACAAGAUGAUACAGGAGGGGUAUGUGCCAGAUAUGAGUUCUGUUCUACAUGACGUUGAGGAUUCAUUGAAAGUAAAGAUGCUUAACUAUCAUAGUGAGAGGCUUGCAAUUGCAUUUGGAUUGUUAUUUAUUCCAGUUGGCCUUCCUAUACGAGUGGUUAAAAAUCUUAGGGUUUGUGGGGAUUGCCACAAUGCCACCAAAUAUAUCUCUAAGAUUACCCGGAGAGAGAUACUGGUAAGAGAUGCUGUCAGGUUUCAUUUGUUUAAAGGUGGAAACUGUUCAUGUGGAGAUUUUUGGUGAAGAGGUUGUAUUAGAGCCAUAACUGUCGUGAAGUUAUAGAAAUGGACUAUGUGGUGAACAACCAAAUCCAAAAUUUUCAUAGCAUUCAAGAAGAGAUGAUCCAACUCCUCAUAAGCAUCAUCAGAGUACUCUAUGGCUGUGUAUUCCAUAAGAACAUCUUUGUAAGAUCAUGAAUAUGUUACAGCUUCUGAUAUCAAGCAUCCUGGUGGUGAAAAUUGCUGUGAUGUAAGAAGGAAGAUACAAGUGAUGUUGUUUGCACAAAAGCUGAGUCAAUGAUUUCUUUAUUAACUUGUGGAUGCAUAGUGCAAAGUGGUUCAGGAACUCGUCGGAUUAUGCUUUGAUAGGGUUUUGAGAUGUAAAUUACACAAUCAAAAAGGUGCUUAUCAUGCAUUACAAACUUCAUGUAGCUGCACCUGCCGGAGCAUUGGAAAAAAGAUAAUUCUUCUCAGUUCUCCCAGUUGAUGUAUAUCUACACCAAAUAUAAUUAUGGUGACUAAUUUAACGUACCUGGUCAGUCAAGCUCAUAUAAAACUUAUAAGCACCUUGGUUCCCCUUAAGUAUAUCACCUAGUUUGUUACCGAGUUCCUUAUAGAUUGAUGGACUCCUCCUUUUGGUUUCACAAGUAUACUAUUAGAUGAUGAACGCUUUGUUAUUUUAAUUUUUAUUUUGUUACUACUUUGGCCAUUUCAAGUGUUUCCACUUGUUGUAAUGCACCUCAGUUCCAGUUCCAUUUUGAUAUAUUUAAAAUUUUGAAAGA
Messenger RNA from Mangifera indica (mango), 3454 nucleotides. Its product is annotated as putative pentatricopeptide repeat-containing protein At1g68930. Lineage: Eukaryota; Viridiplantae; Streptophyta; Magnoliopsida; Sapindales; Anacardiaceae. The transcript has 2 exons. Gene Ontology annotation, molecular function: RNA binding; zinc ion binding; protein binding. Gene Ontology annotation, biological process: RNA modification. The coding region runs from base 466 to 2697 and encodes 743 amino acids. The record is from RefSeq and is a predicted model, not a curated record.